This is a messenger RNA of Suricata suricatta (meerkat), 1914 nucleotides long. RefSeq names its product chromosome 11 C11orf16 homolog (gene C11H11orf16). Lineage: Eukaryota; Metazoa; Chordata; Mammalia; Carnivora; Herpestidae. The record is from RefSeq and is a predicted model, not a curated record.
GCUGGGCAGGGGCAGACCCUAACAGAGCUCUGGUGGGCGGAGGGAACGCAGUGUGAUCUUGAGAGCUGGGUGGCAGCUGUCACUUCAGAACAGGUGGUUUUUCUGAAGGCCAUGGAACCCUCUGCAGAGCCCAGGAUGCCUUUGCCCAAAUACUGCAGUGUGGCCGCAACCCUGAAGUCCCCCUCCUGGGCUGGUGCUGCUCCCUGCUGGGACUUCUUCACCUGCCCCUUUGCUGUCCAGGCGCCCUGGCUCGGCUGGCACAUCCCCCUCACCAGAUAUGCAUCUUACCACCCGUGUCUCCACAUUGUUGACUCAGCAUGGCAGAGGCCUGGCUGGUUGGGAAGAGUUGGAGAUGCUGCUGACACAUGGGUCCUGGCAAGAAGGGGACCAGAUGGCUUUUAUUACUGGGCUCAGAUAAAGGCUGCUCCGGAGCUGGAGAGGCAGGGGGCCCUGCUUGUGGAAUUUGAGGUUCCCAUUGUCACAGACCCACAGCUGCCAGCCCAGCGGCAGAGCGUGGUCUUAGAAGAAGAUGUCAUUCGGUUCUUGCCAUGCGUAGAAUACUCACCUCGGCCAGGGGACAAGGUGCUUGCACCCUGGGAGCCAGACCAGCAGCGGUAUGGCCCUGGCACGGUUCUCUUGGGCUUGGAGCCAGGAGACCCCCUGAGAGCAUCAAAAGAGGGAGGAAUUACUGUUCACUUCUGGAAUGGCAAGAUAGCCACUGUGCCUCUGGGCCGGGUCAGGUGGGUGCCCCCAGCUGUGUGGAAGAAAGCUGUGGAGAGGCUGCACAAGCCAUUAACCAGGGAGCACCCCGGUCCCCUCUUCUGGGCCCCUUGCUGCUCUCUGCUGGGACCGGUCGCUGGAUGUGUCAUCAGCAGGCCGCCUCCGGGCACUCUGUUCCUGUGCCCGCCCUACCUCCCCCACGCCUGCUGCCAGCUGCUGUGCCAGACCUGCCUCUGCUGCUGUCCUUGGGCAGGACCCACCUGGUGGCCUCUAGCCAGGACCUCAGGGGCCACAGCCAGAGAACAUCCAGAAGUGGAAGUGAAGCCCACAGCACAACUUCUGCCCCUGGAGAGUCCUGAAGAAGAGGAAGUAGUAGCAGUGGAAGCUCCCAUGGGUGUUUCUUCCUCUUCUUCCUCUUCUUCUUCUGAGGAAGAGGAUUUGGAGAAUGAUCUGGAGCUGGGGUUCCCGCAGAGUCUGGAGGUGGAUAGCACAGUCAACAUGGACCCCAUCCUUUUUGAGAAGUCUCUGAGGAGGCAGGGUGGCCUCUGCCAGCCCGAGUGGAGGUAUUGGAGGAGAACCGGAUGUGAGCCGAGUCCUGGGAAGCCAGGAACAAGACGUGGCAACAUCUGGACAGAAGAGAGGGGCGGCAAACACAGAGCACGAACCCUAGCGGAGGGGAGGACCCAGGGGCUGGUCCUGGAAGCAAGCGGCAUGAAGCCACCACGGAGCCUGCCAGAGAAGGCGGAACACAGAAAAUGGAGUCAGGGUACGGUAACACACCGCAGGGACGGGAAUGCCCCUCCGACGGAAAGCCCUGAGGAGCCAGGAAGCUAAAAGAGUAGUGGAAGUAAAUACCCAAAGAGGCGUUACAAAGUGGCUGACAAGUCCUCCUUCAAUGCACAGAGUGCGGGCCUCAGGUGACAGCCCAAUAAGCAUCAGCAUCUUCACCUGUUAAGGUUUACCGGCAGCCGAGUGGCAGAAGGCACCUGCCGCAGGGGCACAGCGGUGUGGCAGCCAUGACCAGGGCCCCUGCCGGGAACCGGGGAGACUGCUCAAGGAUACCUUCCACAGAAGGUGCAGGGGGUGACUGGCCUGCUUUGGACAAAUGUGUCCACAUCGUUUCAUAAGCCUACAGCUGUGCGUGAGCAACACUGUUUCGCCUCUUAAUACCAAUAAAAAGGAAUUCCAAAUCUC